Linepithema humile (Argentine ant) is the source of this 2085-nucleotide messenger RNA. Lineage: Eukaryota; Metazoa; Arthropoda; Insecta; Hymenoptera; Formicidae. The record is from RefSeq and is a predicted model, not a curated record.
AUAUGAGGUCAAACAUUAAAAAUUUUAAAUUUCAUAAAUUGUAAGUUACAUAUAAGUAAUCGGCUAUUUGUAAAUCGCAUGUAUAAUUGUAUGUCUCGCACGAUUAAAAGAAUUUAUAGUAAUAUUAGUUUAAUAGACAGGUAACAAGAACUCAUACAUAUAAGAUUAUAUGUUCAAUACAAGUAAACAUUUUAUUUCUCAAUAAUUUGCAUAUUUGCUGAAGAAAAUAAGUAGUUUUCUGAUCUAUUUCUUUAUUCUCACGAUACAUUGUUAAAAAAAAUCUUCACGACGGAACUUAUAUAAAACCAACGCUUACAACUGACUGGACUAUUCACGGAUAAAUUUUCAACAAACAAGAUGUUUUACGCACUUUGUAUAUUCAUCGUUGUAGUGUUUGGACUUAGUGCUGCAAAAGAAGUACCUCUUCGGCUUCCAGAAUUCGAUUUUCCACCUUUGGAUCCAUUUACUUUUGAAUUUGGUAACGUAGUAUUUGAUAGAGACGCAAUACACGGAGUAGUAAAUAUAUCAAAUUUCAUUGGUGAGGGUUUAUCAAAGACUCGUUUUUUGGCUGUGAGACCGUAUUUUGACGAUGAAGUUUUUCGUUUGGAAGUAGACUUACAAACACCAAAACUAACAGGUUCUAGUGAAAUUAGUGUAGAAGGUACUGUACAUGGAUUCAGAAUAAAUGGCAAAGGGCCCUUCAACCUAAGUAUGGAAGACCUCGAAACAAAAUGGAUUAUAAAAGGCCCAGUAGCAAAUGAUAUAUGGACUGUAGAAGAUUUUUAUGCAGCUCCUUCAAUUAAAAAAGUGAGGAUAUAUUUUGAUUUAGUCAGAGGCAAUAAAGAGCUCAAUGAUCUUGCCGUGAAUGUUGUGAAUGAAUUUUGGCCGUCAUUAUAUCGUAUAGUAAUACCGGCAGCAGCCAAAGCAUGGAACCCGUGGUUAUGUGACUUGACUAAUCGCUUCUUUUCGAAAGUUUCUUUUACGAAAAUAUUUUCAUAAUACUUAUAUACUUUUUAAGAUAUUGAUUAAAAAAUAAAUUUAGAUUUUGCGAAAAAUGUAGUGUACAUUCACUCAUGCAAAAGAAUGCAAAAAUUAGGUCAAAUAACAAAAAUGUUAAAUUUCAUAAAUUGUAAGUUACAUAUAAGUAAUCGGUUAUUUGUAAGUCACAUGUGUAAUUGUAUCGCACGGUUUUAAUGAUCAGACUAAUAGAUGUUGCAAUAUAUCAGAGUAAUCUUUAUUUCGUUGCAAUUUUUAAAAAAGUUUGUAUUUGUUAGUUACAAAAUACUUAAAACUAUUUAUUUUUUAGAUAUUUAAAAAUUUUUCCAGUAUUUAAAAAUGUUAAAAGUAUUAAAUAUAUAAAGAAAAAUAAAGAUACCAAGUUUUUGUUAUGGCAAGUAACUAUGGAAGAUCUCGAAGGAGCGUGGAUUAUAAAAGGCCAAAUGGCAAAUAAGAUAGAUGGACAGUAGAACAUUUCUAUGCAGCUUCUUCAAUUAAAAAAAUGAAGCUGUAUUUUGUAGAUUUAUUCCAUGGCAAUAAAGAGCUCAGGGAGCAAGCUAAUACAAAUAUAUUUCACCAUUUUAAGAAUUAAAAACUCGUGACUUUACAAAGUAAACGUUUAUGAAUUUUUAUAUAUAUUUUUGAAAAUAUAACGCAGUUUUAUUCAAAUUUUGUCUUGAUUAUUAGUUGUCUUUAUUCUGGAAAGCACUUUGUUAUAUAUUUUCAGAUGAUUUUGCCGUGAUUUUUGCACAUGAAUAUUGGUCGUCUUUAUAUCGAUAAUGUUACCGAUUAACAACCAAAAUAUGGAACCUAUGGUUGUGUGAUUUGGUCAAUUGCUUCUUUUCGACAGUUUCUUUUACGACAAUAUUUCCGCAAUACCUACAUACUUUUGAAGAGAUUCAUUAGAACAUAAAUUUAAAUUUUGUAAAAAGUUUGAUAUAUAUUCAAUCAUACAAAAAUCAUGCAAAAAUGAAGUCAAACAUUAAAAAUUUUAAAUUUCAUAAAUUGUAAGUUACAUAUAAGUAAUCGGCUAUUUGUAAAUUGCAUGUAUAAUUGUAUGUCUCGCACGAUUAAAAGAAUCUAUAGUAA